AUGGUCAAAUUAAUGGACGAUCAUUUGAAGCCAAAGCUCUCAGAAGUUAUGGAAAGGUGCAUAUUCAACCAAGCACGACAACAAGUCAAUGAAAAAGUCGCCGAUUUCGCCACAAGACUAAAAACCCUGUCGUUAAACUGCAAUUUCACGGAUCUAAAAAUCGCAUUGCGCGAUCAGUUCGUAUGUGGUAUACGUGAUGAAGAUAUCAGAAUCACGCUCUUCAAAAUGGAAAAACUAGAUUAUGACAGUGCUUUGAAAGAAGCAAUAGCAAAAGAAUCACCAGUGGUAAACGCAACUGCAUCGAUGAACGCAUUGGAAGGGAAGCAGCAAAGCGAGCAGAGCAGCAGCAAUGAACGUAAAAGUAAGAGCGAGCCGGGCAGAAGUAAACAAAACACCGAAUGUUAUUGGUGCGGUAAGGCGAAUCACGUGCGCACCGAGUGCUACUUCAGGAAUGCUGAAUGCCGCCGCUGCAAAGGAAGAGGACACUUGGAGAGAGUCUGCAAGAAGAAAAAAGCAGCACUAAACAAGAUAGAGGAAGACGACGACGACGAUGAUGACAGCGAGGCCAAAACAUCGCAAUACUCUACACACCGCGAGGACUUCUACCAACUCGAAACAAGCCAGCGCAAGCAUGAAUGCUUACACAUAAGCGGUAAUGGUAUAAAAGCGAACGUGGAACCCAUGUACAUCGGUGUUGGGGUAAACGGGAAGGAAAUAAACAUGGAAAUCGAUUCAGGGACGUACGUAACGGUGAUCUCUGAGUACGAAAAAAACAAGCAGUUUGAAGAUUUAAAUAUUACUAAAACGUCAGUAAAAUUGCGCACGUACGAUAACAAAGAACUGAAACCGAUCAGCAAACUAACGAACUUGGCAGUCGAAUUCAAUAAUGUAAAAUGCACCGUGGAUUGUUUUGUAAUGCCGGGGAACGGUCUCAUCUUAAUCGGUCAACAAUGGCUAGCAGCAUUGGACAAAUACAAGGAAUUAUUUAGCGUCGAGCCGGGCUUGUACAAUAAGAGUAAAAUCAAAAUCUAUCUAAAAGAAGGGGCUCGCGCGGUAGCGUCAAAAUACAGACACAUACCAGAAGCGCUGAAGCCACUGGUAGAAAGAGAAAUGAAAAGAUUAGUAGGGUUGAAACACUUAAAUAAAGUUGAAAGUAGCGAAUGGGCUACGCCACUCGUACCCACAUUUAAAAGUAAUGGUAACAUUAGACUUUGUGGAGAUUUCAAAUUAACAUUAAAUCCGUGGAUCAUAAUCGAUAAAUAUUCUUUGCAUAUGAUCCAAGAAAUAUUUUUAGUCUUACAAGGCGGAGAAUCGUACUCAGAACUAGACGUGUAUGACUGUUACAUGCAGUUCGAACCAGACGAAGAAAGUGCAAAGUUAUUAACGGUUGUAACGCACCUAGGUUUGUACCAAUACACAAAGCUACCGGAGGGGGUGUCUACCGCGCCCGCAGACGUCCAAAAGAAAAUGGACGAAUGCCUAAGAGGACUGAAAGGCGUAAUUUCGUAUAUCGAUAACAUCUACGUAACGGGUCGGACUAAAGAGGAACAUGUAAAGAAUUUAAAAGCGGUAUGCGAGCAAUUAGUCGAAAAUGGAUCAAGAUUAAAUAAAGAUAAAUGCAAACUUAUGCAGGAGAAAAUCGAAGUUUUGGGAUUUGUUAUAGAUAAAAACAGAUUGCAUAAAGCUGAAUCUAAAGUCGAUGCCAUGAUUAAGGCACCGAGACCAAAAAAUUCCAAAGAAUUAUUGUCAAUCUUAGGGUCAAUUGAUUUUUACGCGCAAUUUCUCAAAAACAGAUCGUAUAACCUAAGGCCGCUGUAUGAAUGUGCAAAUGCAAAAGGGUUCUUAUGGACUGAAAAUUGUGAAAAAGCGUUCGAAUGGGUUAAAGACUAA
Molecule: messenger RNA, 1890 nt
Organism: Diprion similis
Lineage: Eukaryota; Metazoa; Arthropoda; Insecta; Hymenoptera; Diprionidae
Exons: 3
Coding region: 1-1890 (629 amino acids)
Molecular function (GO): zinc ion binding; nucleic acid binding
Source: RefSeq, a predicted model, not a curated record